GGCCCCCGGGGGCGCACAUGGACCCCGCCCGAAGCCGCCCGGGGCGCCGGGCGGCGGCGCGAGAGCUACUGCGAGGCGCGGCCGCGGCCGCGAAGGACCUUCGGGAAGAUCUGAGGGGCGCGGCGGGCCGACCCUGGAUCCCGAAGCAGGAGGCGCUGCGAGAGGAGGCGGCCGGGGGACACGAGAGCCUACUGCCAAAUGAGAGAAGCUUUCAGAAUGCUGCGAAAAGCAAUAAUUUGGAUCUUAUGGAGAAGCUGUUUGAAAAGAAGGUUAACAUUAAUGCUGUGAACAAUAUGAACCGCACAGCCCUGCAUUUUGCAGUGGGGGCGAAUCAUUUAUCGGCGGUGGAUUUCUUGCUUAAUCACAAGGCCAGAGUGGAUGUUGCUGAUAAGCACGGCUUGACAGUAAUUCACCUUGCAGCCUGGUCUGGAAGUCUUGAGAUCAUGCUCAUGCUGGUUAGAGCUGGAGCAGACCAGAGAGCCAAGAAUCAGGAUGGAAUGAAUGCCCUCCACUUUGCAGCUCAGAACAAUAAUGUACGCAUCGUAGAGUACCUCAUUCAAGAUCUACACUUGAAGGACCUGAACCAGCCUGAUGAGAAAGGAAGAAAACCAUUUCUUUGGGCAGCUGAGAGGGGCCACACUGAAAUGAUAGAAAAAUUUAUCUUCCUUAAUCUACAUACUUCAGAAAAAGACACGGAGGGAAAUACUGCCCUGCACCUUGCAGCAAAGCAUGGUCACAGUCCUGUGGUCCGGGUGCUGCUAACACAGUGGCAAGAAAUAAAUGAGAUCAACGAGAAUGGAGAAACACCAUUCUUUCUGGCUGUUAAAGGAGGUCAUGAAGAAUGCAGCAAAGUGCUACUGACAGCAGGAAGUGAUAUCAACGUUCCAGAUAAACUCAACACCAGUGCUUUGCAGAUAGCAACCCAGAACGGCCACACAUCCCUUGUGAGCUAUCUUCUCGGGGAGCAUGUUGACCUGCACCAGGAAGUGGAACCAAAGGAGUCCCCUCUUCAUUUAGCCGUUAUCAACAACCAUAUCACAAUUGUAAAGAGCUUACUAAGUGCACAGCAUGACACUGACAUCUUAAAUCAGAGGCAGCAGACUCCUUUGCACAUAGCUGCUGAUCUUGGCAAUGUGGAACUGGUGGACACCUUGCUGAAGGCAGGCUGUGACCUGAAGGUUGUCGAUAAGCAAGGGAACACUGCCCUGGCCGUGGCCUCCAGAAGCAACCACAGCCUUGUAGUGGACAUGAUCAUUAAAGCAGAGAGAUACUAUGCCUGGAAAGAGGAGCAUGGUGAGAACAUCAGGGACCCAUCAACCAGCUUUACUUUGACAUUCAAGCAAGAUCACAGCCUGGAGACCAGGCAUAUUCGCAGUAUCCUCUGGAACCUGGCUUACCAUCAGCUAAAGGCCAAUGAAUGGCAGAGGCUAGCCCGUUCCUGGAACUUUACAGAUGACCAGAUCAGAGCCAUCGAGCAGCAGUGGUCAGGAAAGGGAAGUUUCCGUGAACACGGCCACAGGGCUUUGCUCAUCUGGCUGCAUGGGACCCUGAUGACACAGUCCACUCCGGUCAAGCAUCUGUAUGAAGAGCUGGUACGCACAGGUUUCCCAGAACUAGCUGAAAAGAUCCGUCAAUUCAAAAAUGAAACUGAUGCAAGGUCCAAGAAAUGUGCAGUUUCAUAAAUGCCUAAAGAAAUUGUAUUUAAUUGGUUUUCCACUCAGCACUGCCCUUUACAUUCAGUUCUUUAAUGCCAUAAAGUCCUAGCAAUAGUAUUGAUUUUCCUUUCAGCUAUGAAGAUGGUGGUGACAGAUGAAAAAAUGGUAUUAAUACUUUACACCUACUGAGAUGAAAGGUCAAAGGUUUUUUUGAUUUUUUGCUUAAAGCAAAUUGUAUAUGAUUUUUGCAUUUCUACCAUUUGAUGCAACAUAUGUGUAGCAUAAUCUAAGUUUUGGUUCAUCCUGUUUUUUAAAAAAAAAACGAUGGUGGGAACAGCAUCCUGGCAUGGGGAAAAACCAAGGGAUUUAGAAUAGACAGACAUGGUUUUAAUAAUGGUUUUACUACUUAUUAACUGUGAGGCUUUGGGCAUACUAAUAUCCAAGUUCUCAAAUCUUCAGUUUCCUCCUCCAUAAAAUGGGAGGAGUGUCUCUCUGCCAUAGCACUGAUGAUGAAGGUUGAAUGCCUGUAAAAUCCCUAACCUCAGGCCCAGAGUAUUGAAAUCAUCCCCUGUGAGUUAUUUCUCUUCAGUAAGAGAAACUACCUUUGAAAAUUUGUAGUUACUGUUGGCUUUAAAUAACAUAUAUGUGUAAUAAUAGUGCUUAGAAAAGACCGGAAAUAUGUAUACCAAUGUAUUUUUUUAAAUCUCUUGGUGGUGUAGUACAGGUGAUUUAUUUUUUUUGUACUUUUUGGUACUUUCCAAUUUUUUUGGCCAUGAGCAUGCAUUAUUUUUAGAAUCUGAGAAAGUUUUGAAAUAAAUAUGAAAUUAAGUAUCAACUCAUAUCAGCUUAUAAGCACCCAUUCAUGAUAACUUAAGGAUUUCCAUUCUCAAACUCUGAUUCUAAUUCCCUAAGGUGCCAGAGAUAAAAUCAUGAGCAGUAUCAGUCCAGUUAUUCUAUCCUGAAUUGGCAGUUUUACAUCUUGGCCUCAUGUGGAUUGUAAAUGGCCCACUUACUUCUAUGAAUGUUUAAAACAAGUCAUAUGUUCACAGGAGUCCAAAAAGAUUUUAAGAAAACUAUUCGGUGAAAAGUCAUGUCUCCAUCUGUUCUUCAAUACGGCUGGUUUCCACUGACCAUGCAACUUACUCCCUUUCCAAAAUCUGGGUAACCUCUUUAUGCAAAAGUAAAUAAAGAGAAUACAUACUCUUAA
Molecule: messenger RNA, 2862 nt
Organism: Hyaena hyaena (striped hyena)
Lineage: Eukaryota; Metazoa; Chordata; Mammalia; Carnivora; Hyaenidae
Gene: ANKDD1B
Product: ankyrin repeat and death domain containing 1B
Exons: 15
Coding region: 18-1682 (554 amino acids)
Biological process (GO): signal transduction
Molecular function (GO): protein binding
Source: RefSeq, a predicted model, not a curated record